UAUCCAUACUAAGGAAGAGGGAGAGAUAGGCACACAAGAAAGAGCGAAUGGCGUCCAUUUGUGCUCCAACAAGAGCACUCAUCUUCACCCAUUCAACCAAACGCUUCUUCCCUUCCUUCAAACCCUUUUCUCUCCAAUGCGCCACAAAGACAACCUUCAUCCUCCAACAACCUCGUCACAACAACAACAACAACAACAACGUCAUCCAAAUCCUUCAACAACGAGGCCUCCUCGACUCCCUCACCAGCGACGCGCUCCGGAGCGCGUGCUCGACACCUCUCCGCGUCUACUGCGGCUUCGACCCCACUGCCGAGUCCCUCCACCUUGGCAACCUCCUCGCCCUCGUCGUCCUCUCCUGGUUCCGCCGCUGCGGCCACCGCGCCGUCGCCUUGAUCGGCGGCGCUACCGCCCGCGUCGGCGAUCCAUCCGGGAAAUCCCUCGAAAGGCCCGAACUUGACGCCGACUCCUUGGAAAAGAACACAUUGGGUAUUUCCAACACCAUCGAACGGAUUCUGGGUGGCGCUCAAAAUCCUAACUUGGUGGGUCCUGAUUCCUCUGUUGUGAUUCUCAAUAACUAUGAUUGGUGGAAGGAGUUUAGUUUGUUGGAUUUUUUGAAGAGGGUGGGUAAGUAUGCUAGGGUAGGGUCAAUGAUGGCUAAGGAGAGUGUGAGGAAGAGGUUGGAAUCAGAGCAAGGAAUGAGUUACACUGAGUUCACUUAUCAAUUGUUACAGGGUUAUGAUUUCUUGCACUUGUUUCAGAAUGAGGGUGUUAGUGUUCAGAUUGGGGGGAGUGAUCAAUGGGGUAAUAUAACUGCUGGGACUGAGUUGAUUAGGAAGAUUUUGCAGGUGGAGGGUGCUUAUGGUUUGACAUUCCCUCUUCUUUUGAAGAGUGAUGGCACAAAGUUUGGUAAGUCCGAGGAUGGUGCCAUUUGGUUGUCUCCAACGUUGUUGUCUCCCUAUAAGUUUUACCAGUAUUUUUUUAGUGUUCCUGAUGCUGAUGUGAUUAGGUUUAUGAAGAUUCUAACAUUUUUGGACAUUGAGGAAAUUGUUGCCUUGGAGGGGGAGAUGGGGAGACCUGGCUAUGUGCCUAACACCGCUCAGCGGAGGCUUGCUGAGGAAGUUACUCGGUUUGUUCAUGGAGAGGAUGGUUUGGCUGAGGCUCUCAAGGCCACGGAGGCUAUGAGGCCGGGGUCCGAGACUAAGUUGGACUGGAAAACCAUUGAGGGGAUUGCUGAGGGUUUGCCCUCCUGUUCUUUGGCUUAUGAUGAGGUUUUGAAUCUGUCCCUGGUGGAUCUUUCGGUGUCUUCUGGUUUGUUCGAGAGUAAAUCGGCUGCAAGGCGGUUGUUGAAGCAAGGAGGGCUUUACUUGAAUAACAGCAGAGUGGAUAGUGAAAGUAAGAGGAUUGAGGCUGCAGAUAUAGUGGAUGGGAAAGUUUUGCUGUUAUCAGCAGGCAAAAAGAAUAAGAAUGAACAGGUUAAAAUAUAUCUUAAGCAAAGGCUUCUAUAUUUUCACAGCAUCUAGGAUAUUGAUAAAAGUUGAUGAUGUAAGAUCAUUUGAUUACAAAGAAAUGGCCUUGGCUACAAACAAAUUUAACGAGU
Cajanus cajan (pigeon pea) is the source of this 1597-nucleotide messenger RNA. Lineage: Eukaryota; Viridiplantae; Streptophyta; Magnoliopsida; Fabales; Fabaceae. The record is from RefSeq and is a predicted model, not a curated record.